CUUUCCCCCACUGUCACCCACCAUCAUCACCUGGACCAGGACAAAGGGACACUCUGGAAUAUUCUUGUGGAAUCUAAGAAUUGAAUCUUCUCUUUCCAUUCAGUUUCACAAUGACACUAAACGCUGUACCUAUGGAAGUCUGUCAUUCCUCCGCCACAGUCUGCUCAGGUACAGACUGCCUUGUUCCUCCAAGUAACUUUAAUGCCAUUCUUAGCACGGUGUUGAGCAUCGUGCUUACGACCAUGCUGGCCUUUGUCAUGUUUGCCAUGGGCUGCACCGUGGAUGCCCACAAGUUAUUGGGGCACAUCAAGAGACCCUGGGGAAUCGUCAUCGGCUUCCUCUGCCAGUUCGGCAUCAUGCCCUUCACUGCCUUUGCGCUUUCUCUUGCAUUUGGGGUGCUCCCGGUGCAGGCCGUCGUUGUCAUCAUUAUGGGCUGCUGUCCUGGAGGAACCAGCUCAAACAUCAUCUGCUUCUGGCUGGAUGGAGACAUGGAUCUGAGCAUCAGUAUGACCGCCUGCUCCUCCAUCUUGGCCUUGGGCAUGAUGCCGCUCUGUCUGUUCAUCUACACCAGUGCCUGGACUUCCAGCGACGCUAUAAAGAUUCCCUUUGACAGCAUUGGAAUCACUCUUGCAGCACUUCUUAUACCAAUAGCAGUUGGGAUUUAUGUAAAAACCAAGUGGCCUCGUAUUGCAAAAAAGAUCCUCAAGGUUGGUUCUAUCGCUGGGUUUGCUCUCAUUAUCAUCAUAGCGGUGGUGGGAGGCGUCCUCUACCAAUCCUCCUGGGUCAUUUCUCCCUCCUUAUGGAUCAUUGGAACCAUCUAUCCCUUCAUUGCCUUCAGUAUGGGUCUCUUAUUGGCCCGGUUUGUGGGUCAGCCCUGGCACAGGUGUCGAACGAUUGCCCUAGAAACAGGAUUCCAGAACGCCCAGUUGUGCAGCACUAUCACCCAGCUCUCCUUCACCGCUGAAGAACUGGAGGUCAUGUUUGCGUUCCCUCUGAUCUACAGCAUCUUCCAGCUCGCCAUGGCACUCGUUGCUGUGAUUGCUUAUCAAGUAUAUAAAAGGAAAUGUGGAAAAGGUUCUGACAAUGAGAUCAGGGAAGAUGAUGGAGAAACUAAACAAAGUGCUGUGGAUAACAAAGCUUUCGUCUCUGACGAGCUGAACGGCACCUUUGCACACAUAAAGGAGUGAGAUUCCAAAUUGCUGCCAAUGAUUGACUGUAGUCCUCCUGAAUAAAGCAGCAUUACUGAACUAUGAACAGACAACACUCUCUAGAGGCUGAAAGAAGUAAAUCACACAGCAGCAGCAAAGUUUGGAAAGAUUUCUGUCUGUAUAUCCAGAGGUCACCUGAAGGGGGAGCCUCUGACUGACCCAAUGCUGUGUUCAUUCUGGAAGGUGUUUAGACAUAAUAACCUGCUUUAUUAAUUGCAAACUGUUAAAAGCAACAGGUAAUUUUCUCUCUUAUUAUACUGGAACUAUGUUUGGAGAUGUUUGAAAACAUUUAUUCUGAUAUUUUUGUUGUUUUUACUGAAGUAUUACUGAAGAACCAAAUAAUAUGAGGGUUAGAGUAAAGGGAUGAGGCUCAAUUGUAGCUUGCAUGUUUUCAUGAUCUGUUCUAAGGCUGACUGUGAUCUGACCUUUUGCUCUUUUUAUCUCUGUUGAAGUUUUCUGAUAAUAAACAUAAACAGUUCUUUGCCAUUUUUUCCCCAACAAACUAAAUUCAAACAAACACUAAAUAACCUUACUGAAACAAAUAUGCAUUGCUAAGCAUUAAUACUGUGCUUUUUAUUUGUUUUGUGAGUCUAUAGCAUGCCGGAUAAUUAUUAUAUUUGUUGUAAAUUUAAA
Molecule: messenger RNA, 1841 nt
Organism: Cyprinodon tularosa
Lineage: Eukaryota; Metazoa; Chordata; Actinopteri; Cyprinodontiformes; Cyprinodontidae
Product: ileal sodium/bile acid cotransporter-like
Exons: 6
Coding region: 111-1187 (358 amino acids)
Biological process (GO): bile acid and bile salt transport
Cellular component (GO): apical plasma membrane
Molecular function (GO): bile acid:sodium symporter activity
Source: RefSeq, a predicted model, not a curated record